Molecule: messenger RNA, 2505 nt
Organism: Adineta steineri
Lineage: Eukaryota; Metazoa; Rotifera; Eurotatoria; Adinetida; Adinetidae
Source: the annotation of a GenBank genome assembly
AUGAAAACAAGAGGUGGAAGAAAAGAGAAACCCCAACUCUAUAGCCAUAUUGCUUCGGCUAUAAUACCAGUAACUAGUAUAAUUGCUGUUCCAUCAGCUGUACAACAUUUUCCACAACAAAAAAUACAUCCACAAGAAGAAUGGGGUCCGUUAGCAUCGACUCUUCUUCGUGCUUCUUUUACCGGUCAAAUGCUUAUUCCAUCAGCAAAUUUAAGUUCUUUAAAUCAAAGUAAUGAUGAUGAUGAUGGUGAAAAUAAUUAUCAGCCAUCGAAACCACGAACAAGUAUUGGACGAAUGGAUGCAAGUACAGAUGAAGAUGAAAGUGAUGAAGAUGGACAUAGACGUCAGAGAACAGCUCAAUCAACUGCUGUUAGAAGUACUUCAUCUCGAUCAGCAUCAUUGUCCGAUGCUGAAAAACGUCUUUUUGGUCAUAUUACAAAUGAUGAAGUUGAACAUGGUCUUAGUUCAACAAUACGUUCAGAUACUAAGCAACCACAAAACGCUGAGUCAUCACAAUCGACAUCAACAGCAACAACAACCAAUGAUAAAGAAUUAAAACGAGCAACUGUUACUAUUACACGACAACAGGUACCUAACUUAAUUUUGAAUCCAGCACCCAGUCAGUCAGGUCCAACAUCUGCUAGAAGUAAUAGUCAAGUAGAUGGUAUUGAUGGCGAAGCGAGAUCAAUAACAACAGCACGUUCAUCUCUUAAUGAAAGUACAACAGUACCAAUUAGUGCUCGUUCUGUUUCAUUUAAAGAACCUGUUAUUUAUGAAUAUGAUUCGCCAUCAUCUACUACUAUUACUACUGUUAAUCGCGGAUCUGUUCUAGAUAAAAUCGUAAUUCCACCACCGGAAGAAUAUCAACAAAAUUCUUAUGAACUUGAAAAACGUAAUCAAUUAUUGAAUGAUGAAAUUCAACAAUUACGAUUAAAUAAUCAAAAUCUUCAAAAACAACAAGAAGAAUUACUUAAUCGUUUACAAACAUCACAAAAACUUUCUCAACGCGAAUUAAAUGAUCUACUAAAACAAAGUGGACAUGAUCAAACAAAAAAUCUUGAAAAUUUAAAUCAAACAUUACAAAAUCGUUGUGAUCAAUUACAAAAUGAAUUAAUUUCACUAAGAGAACAUUAUGCACAAGAUCAAGGACAAUCAAGUGCAAGAGAACUUAAAAAUGAAAAUCAUUUUCUUAAAGAUUAUAUUCAUCGUUUAAAUGCUGCUACUAGUGAAUAUCAAACACUUCAUCCACCAGAUGCAUUAAGAACAGAUAUGAAUAAAGAUCAAAAGAAAAUGCAAGGCUUACCAAUGAAAGGACCAUCACCAAUAUGGCUGCUUAAUCAAAAAUUUCUUGCUCCAUUAUUUGUAUGUUAUGAUGAAAAAUUACAUGAAAGAGAAGAAUUUAUUAAGAAACUUCAGAAUCAACUUAAUGAUUUACAUACUGAAAUGAAAUCAAUAACAAAUGAAAAUUUAUCAUUACAUGAACGAAUUGCUCGUACAUCAUCAACAAUAAUAAAUCAAAGCACAACUCAUUUACCUGAUAUGGAGAAUAUAAAACGACAAGCUUAUCUUGUUUUAGAAGAAAAUAAAGUUCUUCAAGAACAACUUAAUUUACAAACGAAUCGUUUAAAUGAUGUACAAAAAACACAAAUUCAAGAAGUAUCAAAUUUAACUCGACGUUUAAUGAUUGUUGAAAAUGAAAAAACUGAAGGAGAUCGUACGUUAGCAACAAUUCGAAUAAAAAACGAAGAAUUAAGAAAAAAAUAUGAACAAUCAAUUAUUGAUGGUGAUCAUCGAAUACAUGUAGAAGAUCAUGUUAGAGAAGUAAAUGAAAUGAAACGAAUAACAGAUGAAUUAAGUGAAAAACAUGCUAGCGAAAUGCAAUUACUCCUCCGUCGAGUACAGGAUGCUGAAGCUGCUAAACGAACAGCUCAAUUAAAAUUAAGUGAAAAUCGUAGUGAUAUGGAACGAUUAAAGAAUGAUAUAAAAACGAUAAAAAAACUCAAUCAAAAAUUACAAAUACGUGUGCAAACAUUUGAAAAAAAACUUGAAUUACAGCAAAUGAAAGAACAACGAACAACAGCAAUGCUUGAUAAAGCUCAUGAAGAUGCAGAAAAAUAUAAAUUAGAACAAGAAGCUUAUUCAAUAUUAGCUAAAACAAAAGAAGAUGAAAUGAACAAAACAAAAGAAAGAAUGCAAGAAGAAGGAAAGAAAUUAAAUGACCUUGAAAAUCGUCUUGAAAAUUAUAAAAGUAAAAAUAAAGAACGUACUAAUGAAGUUCAAGAACAAAUAAAAAAACAAUAUGAUACUUUAAAAGUACGUUGUUCAGAAUAUGAACAACGUAUUAAACAAUUGAUGACUUUAGUCAAUGAAAAACAAAUUCUUAUUGACGAUUUAAAUUCAGAAAAACGUAAUCUUGAAGUGGAUCUUGAGACAAUAUGGCAAACAACAAAUGCUGAUAAUAAACGUAUGCUUGAACAGUUACAUGAAAUGCGUGUAACGAGUUAA